This is a messenger RNA of Phragmites australis (common reed), 2159 nucleotides long. RefSeq names its product YTH domain-containing protein ECT4-like. Gene Ontology annotation, biological process: mRNA destabilization. Lineage: Eukaryota; Viridiplantae; Streptophyta; Magnoliopsida; Poales; Poaceae. The record is from RefSeq and is a predicted model, not a curated record. The coding region runs from base 201 to 1817 and encodes 538 amino acids. Gene Ontology annotation, molecular function: mRNA binding. The transcript has 9 exons. Gene Ontology annotation, cellular component: cytoplasm.
GGAGUUCACAGACCACUCACAAACCGAGUCACUCUCGUUCCUUCCCCAGCUCUUGUGUAGGCUCUACCGCCUGCGGCACCGCCCUCCGCGCCGAGCACGCCUCUCUUACUUCUCUGGUAGGCGUCCUCGCCGUCCUCUUCCUCCCCUGGAGUGGAAAUCAUCCAUCUGGACUUGGAUUGAGUUCUUCUGCUGCAGAUCAUAUGGUGCCACCAGAAUCACAAGCCGCAGUUGAGAAAAAUUCUUCCAUGAGUGUGGAAACUAAAGAGCAGGUUCUAGCACUUGUUUCUAGCAAAGGUCACAAGAUAUCUAGUACUACUGUGCACGGUGCAAGCUCCUUAAAAUUACCAAAAAGUGCUCAAGAGGAGGCUAGCUUUAUGGGUGAAGGUGGAGAACAACAGUUCGGCUACCACCCCAAUGCGCAUGCCCUUCAGCCACAAACACUCUUUUCUGGAGGAUAUUUGAAUCAUUUGGGUACAUGGGAAGAAUAUCCACAUGUUGUGAGUGCAGAGGGACUUGAUGCUGCAUCCCCUGUGAUGUAUGGAGCUUAUUCCCCUCCGUCAACUAUCGGAGACAGCCAGUGGUAUUUCCCUUUGCUCUAUCCCUUGUCAAAUCCUUACUACCAGCCACCUGCUUCUCCAAGCAUCGGAUAUUCAAAUUCUGCCAUUGGAAUAUCGCAAUUUGAUCCUAUGCACCAGUAUUACCUUCCUGACACACUUCUCUACCCACCAACUCCUGACUUCCAUCAACCUUUUGGUUCUUUGGAUGGAGCUCCAAUGCAACCGAGUGGUAUUCCUGGACUUUUUGGGCAAGGAAACAUACCCCUGACUUCUAAAAUGGAAUCCAUGUAUAGCUCUGGGUCAUACAAAGUACUCCAGCAAGGUGGUAAAUUUGGAGGCGCUACACCACGCUGUAGUGCUGCUAGUAGCAGAUUCAGCACCUUCAACAAGGGAUUCAAACAUGAGAAGAGCUCUCUUGACUUUCUGAAUGAGCAAAACCGUGGGCCAAGGGCCACCAAAACACAGAAAGAAGUGGAGAGCUCUUCAGCGGAGGACAAAAAUAAGACAACAUUGUUAAUAGUUGAUUCUGAGCAGUACAACCACCCUGAUUUUCUCACUGAGUACAAGGAUGCCAAAUUUUUUGUAAUAAAGUCCUACACUGAAGAUCACGUACACAAGAGCAUAAAGUAUAAUGUUUGGGCCAGCACUUCUAGCGGGAACAGAAAAUUAAAUGUUGCUUAUCAUGAAGCAAAAGAGAAAGAAGAUCAUUGUCCUAUUUUCUUGUUUUUCUCGGUUAAUGGCAGUGGUCAGUUCUGUGGUGUAGCUGAGAUGAUUGGACCUGUCAACUUCGACAAGAGCGUUGAUUACUGGCAGAAUGACAGAUGGAGUGGCCAGUUCCCUGUCAAAUGGCACAUUGUUAAGGAUGCCCCAAACAACCUUGUUCGGCACAUCAUCCUGGAGAAUAAUGAGAACAAGCCUGUGACAAACAGCAGGGACACGCAGGAGGUGAAACUGGAGCAGGGUCUCCAGAUGCUAGCCAUCUUCAAGAAUCAUGAAGCCCAGACAACAAUCCUUGAGGACUUCGACUUUUAUGAGCAACGAGAGAAGGCUAUGCUGGAUAAUAGGCAGCAAGAGAAGCUGCAGUGCGCCAAUGCCGAGGCCCGUAAGCUGGUGGAGGCCAGUGCACCAGUGAACCUUAUGACCCAUAUCUCAGCCACCUUUGCACGGGCAGUCCAGCUAGAAGAAACCAAGGGCAAAGAAAACAGAACAAAGGUUGAAGACACCACAGCUGCUGAACGGCAUAAGCGGGAAGCCUUCUGAAGGAAAGCCGUUGAUUGUUCUUUCUCCUUUCAUGACUAAUUCGGAAGAGCAGCUAGGUCAUGUAUGACAUGGUAUUUCAUGGAGGCGAACACGACUAAGGAGUACCCAAAAAACGGGAGCUGCUGCUUCUUUUGUACAGCAUGAUAGGCUAGAGGUGAAAGCUUUGUUUCACUCUGGUUAGGCAGGCUAUAAUCUAGUUUCGUAUCUUCCUAAGUUCUGAGCCCCUUCAAGAAUGGUGCUCAGUGGUUUAGCCAUGAGGGUGAGCUGCAUAUAUAUAUAGCUUUGUACAGCUUGCAGUUGAAUAACUACUAUUCUCUAUUAGUAAUUUCAUUGUUUACCCAA